AUGGUUUAUCGACUUCCACCUGAAGUUCUACAAAAAAUAUUUUGCAAUAUUAAUGAUUGCGAUCUAUACCCAUGUGUAUUACUGGUAAAUCGUCAAUGGUGUGCUAAUGCGGUCUCUUUAAUUUGGAGAGAAACACUUAAUAAGCCUAUGGGAAUACCCUCAUAUUAUAAAUUAAUUCAGAUCUAUGUUUCUUGUAUGCCUGAUGGAUCAAAAACUUUACUUAAAAAUGCUGGCAUAGGACCGACAACUGCAUUAUCAUCUACGGUUACCUUAUUCAAUUAUGCAUCUUUCUUACGAAAAAUAGAAUUAACUUCCAUAUAUGAGGCAGCUACUCUUUGGGUAUCUGCUAAUUCUGGUUCGAAUAGUAGACUUAAAAGACUCGGUAGGUUUGAUCUUGACAGCUUAGAUAAUAUUAACGAAAAUGAUCCAGAAAUUCAAAAAUAUGAACAAAUGCAAGAAUUAUUUUAUCGUGAACUAUUGAAACUUUUUGUUUCUCUAUGUCCUAACUUGAGAUAUAGCAUAAUCAUUCGAAACGUUAUUUGGAAAGGUGAACUUCAAUAUCUACAUAAUAUCUCAGAUAUCAUUCCCACUUCCUCGUAUCUCGAUAAAUUAGGUUGUUAUACUUCUUGUCCAUCAGAUAUUUUUGAAUAUCUCGGUUCAACAUUUUCUUCACUUGAUCAAUUGGAUAUAGAUUGCCGAUAUGAUGAUAAUGAUGGGUUGGCUUCUUUUAUUGAUAAAAUUGAUUCUUUGCAAUCUUUGACAAUAAAGAGAACAGAUAACCGCAUUCCAAAAAUCAUUAAAGCACUUCGAGAUAAGGUCAAAUCACUUUCCUGUCUGCACAUAAUGAAUGGUGGUUUAUUUCCAUUAGAUAUGUUUGCUCAUUGUCAAAAUUUGAAAUCAUUGAAAAUAACGGAAGAACCUGAUAGAAUUUGGAGAGAUUUACGUAGAGAAUUUGAGGAAUUUGAAGAAAAUUUUUUAGAACCGUUUAUAAAACCCUCAGUAUUUAAACAACUCACCAUUAUUCAAAUUGAAAUUGAUGACACUAUUAAUAUUUUUCAACUUGCCACCAUUAUUCGUAACACUAAUGGUCGACUUUUGGAAUUAUUGUUGAAAUGGAUUGAAGAGGAUGACUCUGAUAAUGAAAAUUUGUUAUAUUUAACAAUAAUAGAACAUUGUCCUCGUUUAACAAAGCUUAAAAUUCCAACAACAGGUGAAACUGUUAAACAUCUGCCCUCGAUUUUUCGAUCAUGUACACAUUUGGAAAAGGUGGAAAUGUUAGGCUUAGAGUCAAAGAUAGAGAUUAGCGAGUUAAUGCCAUUUCUCGGUCAAACAAUUUCUUCAAAAUUGAAUUCACUUCAUUUUGAUUCUUGUUUUAGAGUGACAACAGAUUCAUUGAAUAUUUUUCUUGAAUUAUGUUAUCAAAGAUCAAUUUCAUUUUUGGACCUGGUUUUUCAACAAGCAGAAGAUUGGUUUUCCUGUGAACAAACACAUUUGAUUAAUCAUCACAUGGGACUGGGGACUUUGAAUGUAACUUCAAAUAUGUGUUGGUUUAAUGAAAUAGAAUAUCAUGAUAUUUUUGGUGUAUUGCCUUACUAA
Messenger RNA from Racocetra persica, 1596 nucleotides. The record is from the annotation of a GenBank genome assembly. Lineage: Eukaryota; Fungi; Glomeromycota; Glomeromycetes; Diversisporales; Gigasporaceae.